Molecule: messenger RNA, 1104 nt
Organism: Arthroderma uncinatum
Lineage: Eukaryota; Fungi; Ascomycota; Eurotiomycetes; Onygenales; Arthrodermataceae
Exons: 1
Coding region: 1-1104 (367 amino acids)
Source: RefSeq, a predicted model, not a curated record
AUGAAAUGCAUACCCCAGCGUCAUCGAUGGCAGAGCUUGAUAUGUCUCGCCGUUUUUAGCAUCCUUGCCAUCUAUUCAUCUGGCUACUACCUCACUCGCAUUCCACGCCAUGGCCGUGACCGGACGAGUACGGACCAUCUCUCGAAAACAGAUCUGUCAAAUGCCACGGAGACAGCGGCUGCGUUUGUGCCAGGCGUGGUAGAGCCGGGUAAACAUUAUACACGCACGCUCGUUAUAGCGAGUCUCCAGGAGGAAGAUACCAGCUGGGCCCGCGAGCUCGCUCGUGAUGACAGGAGCUUGACGGCAGCAGUGUAUAUUGUUGACAAUCCCACCGCACCGCUCACUGUGCCCAGAAAUAAGGGCCAUGAGGUGAUGGUCUAUCUGACACACAUCAUCGAUCGAUAUGACAGCCUCAGCGACGUGUCUAUCUUCAUGCACGCUCAUUUGGUUACAUGGCAUAACAACGAUAUGCUAGACUCGAAUUCUGCAAACAUGGUGAAGCGGCUUCGAAGUGAGAAGGUGAUACGCGACGGCUACAUGAGCCUUCGCUGUCAUUGGGAACCGGGCUGUCCAGGUAACAUCCAUCCGACAAAAGGGGGUGACGACCUCGCGAACUUCCCCGAGGCGGCUGUGAUGGCGAAAUCAUGGCAACAGCUUUUCCCCGAGAGCCCAAUCCCAGAGGUGCUCUCGCAGCCAUGCUGUGGGCAAUUCGCUGUAAGCGCCGAUCGCAUACGUCGGAUACCGCGGGAGACUUAUAUAUUCUAUCGAGACUGGCUUCUCAACUCGCCCUUGCACGACAGAUUAUCUGGUCGAGUGUGGGAGUAUGUUUGGCAGUACGUCUUUGCAGGCGUUGAAGAACUUUGUCCGGAGGAACACGUCUGUUAUUGCGAGGGAUAUGGGAUAUGCUUUAACGGGAAACAUGAGUAUGAUUAUUAUUAUGAGAUGCGGUCUCUGGGGAUUGACAUUCAGCGUCAGGUUGAUGCCCUCAAAACAAACGGGACCGUCCACGAAGGGUCAGAACUGAAAGUCCAAGCCCUACAAACUAAAAUAUCACAUUUGUUGGGUGAGAUGGAUAAAAUAAAGUCAAGGGUGCUUGGUCAUUAA